AUGGUGUUGCAAGGGCAAAGCAUAUCUCCUUCCUCUUGGAAGAAAGACAGUACAGCAAUCAAUGGCAUUUCUGUUCUCAUCGAUCAGUUUUUACAGGAGGCCGUACAAAUCUUGGGGCAAGUUGACAAAGCCCUUCCUAUAAAGCAAAAAAACGUACCCGAUACACCACAGUCAGAAUCUGACAAUGACAAUAAUACAUCAAAAGACAGUAAGAAUAACACAAAUGACAGUGACGUUGGCAACAAUGACAAUGACGACGAUGCUAUUGUUUGGCAACUAAAUCUGACGCCGAGUAUGAUGACCUUGGAUACCAGUAUACUUACCGUGUCAGAUCUUGAAAAAGUACUCGAACUAAUACGAACGAAUGUCAGCCCAAGGCCGUCUAAACCGGAGGAUGUUAGCAAAAGCCGGUUGUUAAACAUUUCGAGUUCGUAUGAUAUACCCUAUCUUCGUCAAAUUGUUGCGUCCGUAUUACAAUUGUCAGCAAAGUGCAGUAUUCCCAUAGCAGAACAGCAGCAUGCUGCGCAGUACAACACUGUGCAAUUGAUGAGACAUUGUGUACAGAGUUUCAUUGAUUGUAGUUACUCUUUUUUUUUGGACCUGCCGAGCUUAGUCGCUGACACAGAAAUGAUUUUAAGCCAACCUGGCGCAGCGAGGGAGCAUACAGUGGAGACAUUACUGAUUUUGAGUAUUUGCACCAUUAUGAUCCGCCAUACUACUCUUCACCACCGAGGAGAUAUGUCAGUAGCGAAUAUUCUUAUGUUUUCUUAUUACACGCAGGCGCAUCAUUUAUUACAAGAUUUAUUCGAUGUUCAACACAUAUCCGUGCUGCAAUCUAUGUAUUUGUUAUCCAUCUUUCAUGAAGAACAUACGCAGCUAUUCUCACCCACUAAAUUCCCAUCAACUUUAUUGAAUAUGGCAAUAAGAAUGGCUUUAGCAAUGGAUUUGCAUAAAUUAGAUAUACAGAAUUCAAAAGAAUCAGAUCAAAAGGAAAAAUUAAGGCGAUUGGCAUGGAUGUUAUUGUGCGCUGACUAUUAUGCUCAGUGGAAUGUAUCAGGGCAUACCGGUUUUAUUGAUGUCUCCCAAUGGCAUGUUAAUUUUCCUCAACCUCUGCCUAAUGAGACCUUCGCACGACGCGUUGAAUUCUUCUCCCAAUAUUGCCGCGUCAUCACUAUUCGUAAAAUGGACCUAUUCAAGUCAGCUUAUUUAUAUACCCUCCAUUCUUUUGCUCAAACGUUAGAUGACGAUAACAAGUCAAAUUUGCACCUCUUCGAAACAUUUUUCAACACACCCGAUACCUUUAAACUGAACCUAGACAACCUCAAUCAAGCGUGGAAUAACAAAUCUUACCUGGAACCACUUCUUUUACACGAACUUUAUUGUCAUACCCAGCUUUUCGCUCAACUGCCAUUUUUGCCAAAAAGAUAUUUUGACAUAUUUUCGAGAAAAGAGGAUAAAGCAAGUAUCAAUGAUUUAAAGGAUAUCUGUCGACAAUUA
This is a messenger RNA of Mycotypha africana, 1497 nucleotides long. RefSeq lists its product as uncharacterized. The annotation marks the transcript as partial. Lineage: Eukaryota; Fungi; Mucoromycota; Mucoromycetes; Mucorales; Mycotyphaceae. The record is from RefSeq and is a predicted model, not a curated record. Gene Ontology annotation, biological process: DNA-templated transcription. Gene Ontology annotation, molecular function: DNA binding; zinc ion binding. The transcript has a single exon.